AUCUUGUUCCCAGGGGCAGUUGGCGGAAGAGAUCGAGCUCCCUUGCCGCCGGCUCGCCUUCUCUGUGGAGUUCUUGCGGACUGGGUUUCGCUGUCUGCUCUCCGCCCUGGGUCCUUUUGUCGGCGCCCUGGGUGCCCUCUCUUGCUCGGCUGGGGCACAGCAAGGCGGCCCCUUCUCCCGACGACGUUCCAUGGAGUAGGGUCCCAGACCGUUGUCCCGAAGAGCGAGAUCGAGCUUGGCCCCCUCCCCCCCCUCCUUCCUUCCCUCCCUCCUUCCUUCCGCCGCAACAUGGCUAACAACAGCCCCGCGCUGACAGGCAACUCGCAGCCGCAGCACCAGGCGGCCGCUGCUGCGGCUCAGCAACAGCAGCAGUGCGGCGGCGGCGGCGCUACCAAGCCGGCGGUCUCGGGCAAGCAGGGCAAUGUGCUCCCGCUAUGGGGCAACGAGAAGACCAUGAACCUCAACCCCAUGAUCCUGACCAACAUCCUGUCGUCGCCUUACUUCAAAGUACAGCUCUACGAGCUCAAGACCUACCACGAGGUGGUGGACGAGAUCUACUUUAAGGAUUGACUCAGUCUUGCAGCGAGGCUCGGAGCAGCCCAGGGUCGCAGGUAGAGGUCACGCACGUUGAACCAUGGGAGAAAGGAAGCAGGAAAACAGCGGGCCAGACAGGGAUGUGCGGAGGGGUAAGUAGAAGUUCGAGGUGUUGGAACAGGAGGAAUUGUUUCUACGGCGUUUUGCCUGUUAUACAAAUUAUUUACCCUGAAGUUAACUCGAAAGCAAGUGAUGGGUCUUAUAACACACACAGACUCUCCAUAUAUUAGAGCUCUUGGAUUUAUGUAUAUAAGAUAUACACAGCCCCCUACAGAUCUAUGGGACUGGUUUGAAUCCUUCCUUGAUGAUGAAGAGGUUUGGGACUGACAAUAGCUGACUAACAUGUCCUGAGCUGUGAGAGGGCAUAGCAAGAAGGCCUUCAUGCGGACCUAGAUGUGAAGGCUGGUGGAGGCUGUGUAAUGACCAUUGGAGAAAUGCUACGAUCUUUUCUCACAAAACUGGAGUGGUUUUCUACCUUGUUUCCAAGAAUUCCAGUUCCAGUUCAAAAGAAUAUUGAUCAGCAGAUUAAAACCCGACCUAGAAAAAUCAAGAAAGAUGGGAAGGAAGGUGCUGAGGAAAUAGACAGACAUGUUGAACGCAGACGUUCAAGGUCUCCAAGGAGAUCUCUGAGUCCACGGAGGUCCCCAAGAAGAUCAAGAAGUAGAAGUCAUCAUCGGGAGGGCCAUGGGUCUUCUAGUUUUGACAGAGAAUUAGAAAGAGAGAAAGAACGCCAGCGACUAGAGCGUGAAGCCAAAGAAAGGGAGAAAGAACGGCGAAGAUCCCGAAGUAUGGACCGGGGGUUAGAACGCAGACGCAGCAGAAGUAGGGAAAGGCAUAGAAGUCGCAGUCGAAGUCGUGAUAGGAAAGGGGAUAGAAGGGACAGGGAUCGAGAAAGAGAGAAAGAAAAUGAGAGAGGUAGAAGACGAGAUCGUGACUAUGAUAAGGAAAGAGGAAAUGACCGAGAAAAAGAGAGAGAGCGAUCAAGAGAAAGGUCCAAGGAACAGAGAAGUAGGGGAGAGGUAGAAGAAAAGAAACAUAAAGAAGACAAAGAUGAUAGGCGGCACAGAGAUGACAAAAAAGAUUCCAAGAAAGAGAAAAAACACAGUAGAAGCAGAAGCAGAGAGAGGAAACACAGAAGUAGGAGUCGAAGUAGAAAUGCAGGGAAACGAAGUAGAAGUAGAAGCAAAGAGAAAUCAAGUAAGCAUAAAAAUGAAAGUAAAGAAAAAUCAAAUAAACGAAGUCGAAGUGGUAGUCAAGGAAGAACUGACAGUGUUGAAAAAUCAAAAAAACGGGAACAUAGUCCCAGCAAAGAAAAAUCUAGAAAGCGUAGUGGAAGCAAAGAACGUUCCCACAAACGAGAUCACAGUGAUAGUAAGGACCAGUCAGACAAACAUGAUCGUCGAAGGAGCCAAAGUAUAGAACGAGAGAGCCAAGAAAAACAGCAUAAAAACAAAGAUGAGACUGUGUGAAAAUAUUUUGUAAAAGUGGAUCACAUUGAAUCCUAUAAAUGAUUAAAUCUGCUUUUUUUCCCCCAAGUUGAGAUUGUGCAGUAGUUCGCACUCCUCAAGCUCUCCCUGUAGGCUGCAUUUUCAUUUCCUCUUUUGUGUAGGGAAGUGCCUUUGUAAUUCCAUUUAUUGCAUUGGUGUUUUCACCCAAUUGUUAAGUUUGAUACAUGAUGCACAGAUUGUUCUUGCAUUUUUAUUGUUUGUUUUUGAAAUGUACAGUCUGUACAUAUGUCCUGAAAAUGUUUUAAUUCCUUUGGCAUGGUUGCCAUGUUGGUUAAAUUUGUAUAAGGCAAUAAACUGCCACUAAUCUAUUUUUGUUUUGUAGGUGUGGGAUUAUGGUUUGUGUACUGAAGUUAGCAUGGCUGUGCUUUUCGUAAUAGAAUGCUAAAGACUUUGAGAAUGGAACUUGGAUGUCUGUUAUAGGAGAAAUACGUGCUGCCAAUAUACAUGAAGGCAGCAUUGUAGGAUUAACAUUCUUGUCCACUGUAUAUUAUCUUGGAAGGCUCUUGUUAAUAUGUUACACUUAAUAUUCUCCACAGUUACCUUUAGAGAGAAUUUAUGAGAAGUUAGUUUCUGAUGCAGAGGUUUUUAGGCUGUGAUUUCAUCAAAAGUCCUUUUAGCAUUCUACCUCAAAGGGACACUUAGUAUGCCUAAAAUUUAUUCACUUAGUUUUCCUUUUUUAUUUGAAAAAGUACAUGACAUGUAAUCUUUUUUUCUUGAAUUCUUUCUCAGAUUUUAAAGUACUAUAUUAAAGAAAAAAAUUAAUGUCUAAAGCCUAGCAUUCUUGCAGAACCCUAUACUAACAUGUAAUUGGGAGAGGGUGGGGCAAAUGAGUAGAGAAACAGAUUCAAGCCUCAAGCUUCCAAAGCAUUUUUAUAAAUGGAAAAUCCUUAAAUUAUGAAACAGCUUGAUAUAGUGUCCUUUUUUUAAAAUUCCAAACUUUUUUUAUUGAUAAUGGAGAUUGCUGUUUGAGUUUUUAAACUUAAUCUAGAACAGAGGAGUAUUAAAAGUAAUGCUGUGCUGCAUUAUUUAAGACUAUCAGCAAAUUUGAUAGAUUGUUCUUAUGACUUGUAUUCUGAUUACAGAGAACCAUCAUGAGUGUGGAAUAAAUACUGGAUUAAAUCCUUUAUCCUGGGUCUUGGCUUUUCCCCCAUUUGUUAAUUUUUUUUUUUUAAACUUUUUUUUUGUGUAAAUUGACGAAAUGUCAGUAGAGUCACACUUUGUGUACAGGGAUGUCUUAGUUCCCAGAUGACAAGUGGAUUUUAAAGAAAUGCAGAGACUGGGAUUGGGCAUGUGGUAAUCAAUAAUCUUUAUUAGAAUUCUUGGUAAUGGCAGUUCCGUUUGUCAGUGGUUGUUACAUGUGUCACUUGAUUAAUUUGUUCCAUGUCAAAGAUGUUUAUUGGGAUACCUUUUACUUGGACAAUAUGUUAGCAUUUUUUAAAAUUUGGACUUGAAGGAAAUUCUUUAAGAUAAUUCACCCAGUUCUUUUUAGAAAAGAAAAUAGAGGCCCAAAGUAAUGUUGUCAGUGCCAGGGCUAAAACUGAGUGUUGUGACAGUGUAGUGAACCUGGCACGCACAUUCACGUUUGUUUUAUCUCACUGGUUAUACUGGCCAACUAAUGCUCACUCAGAAGCCACCUUGCAAAAGUGUUAAAUGGAGCAAAUGAGUACACUUGCAAGAGUCCUUCAUAUGUGGGCUUAACAUUUGUACCACUCCAUUUUAGAAAAAUCUCAUUAAAUGAAUUCAUCCAAAA
Messenger RNA from Piliocolobus tephrosceles (Ugandan red Colobus), 3852 nucleotides. It is a transcript of the gene PRPF38B, whose product is annotated as pre-mRNA processing factor 38B. Lineage: Eukaryota; Metazoa; Chordata; Mammalia; Primates; Cercopithecidae. The transcript has 8 exons. The record is from RefSeq and is a predicted model, not a curated record. The coding region runs from base 1014 to 2063 and encodes 349 amino acids.